AUGACCGAUAUGAAGACCCCAUCGUCCUCCGAGUUAGCCCCUAGUACCUUGACUACUGAUGUGGAGCUAGACAAACGGACUCCGCCUUCAUUUGGGCACGCAAUGCACAAGCUCUUCGAGUUUGACCCAUCUUAUACCAACCUCAACCACGGUUCAUAUGGUUCAUUGCCCAUGCCAGUUAGAGUUGCAUGCGAAAAACUUUCCGCUCACAUCGAAGCCAACCCAGACAGAUUCGUGCGCAUAGAGUGCAUUCACCACUGGAAUGAGGCUCGUACUAGAGUGGCCAAGUUGAUAGGCGCAGAGACUGAUGAAUGUGUCUUGGUGAAUAAUACGUCACACGGCAUAGCUACGGUUCUCCGCAAUUUCGAGUGGAAUGAAGGGGAUAUCAUUAUCGGGACUACCACGACUUAUGGUGCUGUGUCCCGAGCGAUUAGGUACCUUUGUGAUACCCCGCAACACCCACAAGUAUCCACAUUCAAUCUUACCUUCCCUGCCUCACACGCGGAAAUACUAGAGAAUUGGCGAGAACAUGUCCGCCUAGUGACCUCAGAAGGGGGCGAUCUCAAGCAGACUCGCAAGGUCGUUGCUGUAAUAGAUGCCAUCGUAUCCAAUCCUGGCGCACGUCUUCCCUGGAAAGAAAUGGUCGGCGUUUGCAAGGAUGCAGGUGUUUGGUCGGUAGUCGAUGCUGCGCAUUCCAUUGGCCAGGAAGUAGAUAUUAACUUGUCAGAAGCGAAGCCUGACUUUUGGGUAUCGAAUUGUCACAAAUGGCUCUUUGCAAAGAGAGGCUGCGCAGUCCUUUAUGUUCCUAAACGAAACCACCAUGUUAUCAAAUCUCCUAUACCCACCCCACACAAUUAUUACUCACCUGAAGAUGAGCACUACGAUGGCCCACAAGAAUUUGUGAAACUUUUUGAAUGGACAGGAACCAUAGAUUAUGUUCCAUUACUGAGUAUAAAUGCAGCAUUGGAUUUCAGACAGUGGCUCGGCGGCGAGCACAAGAUAAACGAAUACACUCACAAUCUCGCAAUCGCAGGCGGAAAGCAUCUAGCGAGUCUCCUAGGAACCAGGGUAAUGGACCCUGACGGUGACCUAACUUUGAACAUGGUCAACGUAGAACUGCCCAUUCCUGGCGACAUCAAAUAUUCGGAUGAAGUUAAUGCUCUGCUGAUAAAAACAUUAUUGGUUGAGUGGAACACGUAUGCCGCUCAUUACUACCACAAUGGGAAAUGGUGGACAAGGUGUAGCGCACAGGUGUGGAAUGAGAUUUCGGACUUCGAAGUUCUCGCCGAUGCAUUGAGGGACGUGUGUCAGAAAGUAGUGAAGUUUGCGAAGCAGUAA
This is a messenger RNA of Suillus subaureus, 1338 nucleotides long. Its product is annotated as pyridoxal phosphate-dependent transferase. The transcript has 9 exons. Bases 1 to 1338 code for a protein of 445 amino acids. NCBI's taxonomy places the organism in Eukaryota, Fungi, Basidiomycota, Agaricomycetes, Boletales, Suillaceae. The record is from RefSeq and is a predicted model, not a curated record.